This is a messenger RNA of Mustela lutreola (European mink), 1095 nucleotides long. RefSeq names its product melatonin receptor 1A (gene MTNR1A). Gene Ontology annotation, cellular component: membrane. The coding region runs from base 1 to 1095 and encodes 364 amino acids. The record is from RefSeq and is a predicted model, not a curated record. The transcript has 2 exons. Lineage: Eukaryota; Metazoa; Chordata; Mammalia; Carnivora; Mustelidae. Gene Ontology annotation, biological process: G protein-coupled receptor signaling pathway. Gene Ontology annotation, molecular function: melatonin receptor activity.
AUGGCCGGGCUGUGGGGUGCGCCGGGCGGGACCCCGAAGGGCAAUGACAGCUCGCUGCUCAAUGCCUCUCAGCGGGCCCCGGGAGGCGGGGAGGGCGCAGGGCCGCGACCCUCCUGGGUGGCCUGCACCCUUGCCUUCAUCCUCAUCUUCACCAUCGUGGUGGACGUCCUGGGCAACCUCCUGGUCAUCCUGUCCGUGUAUCGGAACAAGAAGCUGAGGAACGCAGGAAAUAUAUUUGUGGUGAGCCUUGCAGUUGCAGACCUGGUGGUGGCUGUUUACCCCUACCCCUUGGUGCUGACAUCUAUAUUUAACAAUGGAUGGAACCUGGGCUAUCUGCACUGCCAAAUCAGUGGUUUCCUGAUGGGCCUCAGUGUCAUUGGCUCCGUCUUCAAUAUCACUGGAAUUGCUGUUAACCGUUACUGCUACAUCUGCCACAGUCUCAAGUACGACAAGCUGUACAGUAACAAGAAUUCCCUCUGCUACGUGUUCCUGAUAUGGACGCUGACGCUCGUGGCGGUCAUGCCCAACUUGCGUACCGGAACCCUGCAGUAUGACCCAAGGGUCUACUCCUGCACCUUUGCACAGUCUAUCAGUUCAGCAUACACCAUAGCUGUGGUGGUUUUCCAUUUCAUCGUUCCCAUGACGAUAGUCAUCUUCUGUUACCUAAGAAUAUGGAUUCUGGUUCUUCAGGUCAGACAGAGGGUGAAACCCAACAAUAAACCCAAAAUGAAACCACAGGACUUCAGGAAUUUUGUCACCAUGUUUGUGGUUUUUGUCCUUUUUGCCAUUUGCUGGGCUCCUCUCAACUUUAUUGGUCUUGCUGUGGCUUCAGACCCUGCCAGCAUGGGGCCCCGGAUACCAGAGUGGCUCUUUGUGGCCAGUUACUACAUGGCAUAUUUCAACAGCUGCCUCAAUGCAAUCAUAUAUGGGCUACUGAACAAAAAUUUCAGAAAGGAAUACAGAAGGAUUAUAGUCUCACUGUGUUCAGUCAGAAUAUUCUUUGUGGAUAUUUCAAAUGAUGCAGCACAUAGGGUUAAGUGCAAACCCUCUCCAUUAAUGACCAAAAAUAACCUAAUAAAAGUGGACUCUGUUUAA